Messenger RNA from Rangifer tarandus platyrhynchus (Svalbard reindeer), 369 nucleotides. The record is from the annotation of a GenBank genome assembly. NCBI's taxonomy places the organism in Eukaryota, Metazoa, Chordata, Mammalia, Artiodactyla, Cervidae.
AUGGAAAAAAAAAAGAAGAAAAGAGGACGUGAAAGCGUUGUAAUUAAUGAAGCUAGAGGGAAAUUCUCUUUGGAGAGUAUUGUUGGAGUCCUGUGGUGUUUUCCCUCACCCCUCCACACUAGGGGAAAGGAGAAAGAUGUUUCCCAGUUCACCUCAAGCCUAAUGAGACAGACUUUAAGAGGACUACUCAGAAGACCUGCUAUGUAUUACAUAACUGUAGGGGUCACUGUUCAUUCUAUAAUCUAUGUACCUGGUGACCUGAGAACUAUAUCAUUUGACAAUCAAGGACAGAGUGGACUAGGGUUUGACUGGUUCUUGACUCACACCAAGGAGAGGCUGAUGGAAGCAUUGAGUAGAGGGCAGUGUUGA